This is a messenger RNA of Rhineura floridana, 3206 nucleotides long. Its product is annotated as zinc finger protein 574-like. Gene Ontology annotation, biological process: negative regulation of transcription by RNA polymerase II; regulation of cytokine production; regulation of immune system process. NCBI's taxonomy places the organism in Eukaryota, Metazoa, Chordata, Lepidosauria, Squamata, Rhineuridae. The record is from RefSeq and is a predicted model, not a curated record. Bases 298 to 2904 code for a protein of 868 amino acids. The transcript has 2 exons.
CCACGUGCGGGGGAGGAGCCGCUCGAAGGUUCGGCCUCCACCACGGCUGUGCCGAUCAGCUCACAGUCGACGACGCUGUUGCUGCGCUUCUUGCGCGUCCUAAAGAACGGCUAAUCACGCUAGUUAGGUAGUGUCAAGUAUUAACUGAGGCUGCUUUACGAUAUAAGCGCAGCGCCUUCGCUUUCUCUCUCUCCGCACCCGCAGACGCACAUAAUUUACAAUGUUUACGUAAACGGGGCAAGCGGUGUCAAGGAGACGGCGCUGAUUACGUAAGCGAGGGAAGGUGAGGAAGCGUCGAUGGAGCGGCCGGAGUUACGUAACAUGCGCACGGAGAAGAGGAGCUGUGAGAUUGUCAAAGUCAUGGAAGAGGAGGUGCCUUCAUCUUUGUUCUUCCAGCAUAAGUACAUGUGUUCAGAGUGUGGACUUCUCUACAACACUUUGGAGGAGGUGCUGAUCCAUCAGCAGACCCCACAGAGCCAUCUAGGGGAGCCCUAUGAACCUGCAGCUGCUGCCACUGUUGUAGACACAGGGGCCCAGCAGGACAACCGCUAUCAGUGUCUGGAGUGUGGGUGUGUCCUGUUGUCACCUGAUGAACUGCUAGCCCACCAAGAAGUGCAUCCCAGAGAGGUGCCAACCCGGCUCCAGCCUCCACCAGCUACCACUGGACAGAUCCGUUACCAAUGCAAUGAGUGUAAUGAACUCUUUCCAUCUACUGGCCUAUGGCUAGCACAUCGCCAAACACAUCUGAAGCAAGAGGCUUCAACCGCCUCCCACCCGUCAACUCCACCACCCUCCCAGCCAGUUUCCCCACCACCCUCUGAGGCAUCAUAUCCUCAGCUAGUUCCAUUCAUGCAUCCCUAUGAGUGUACAGAGUGUUCCUGUCUCUUCCCAACACCUGAGGAACUGUUGGAGCAUCAGGGUGAACACUUUACUGAGAUUGAGAAAGAGAGCGGGGAGCCAUCUGAGGCCACCACACAGGAGAUUUGCAGUCAACAUGCAUCCCCACUGCCAUGUCAUCAGGAACCCCCAGCAGCGCCUCCACCUGCUCAGGCUUUCUGUUGCAGUGAGUGUAAGCAGGCUUUUGUUACAGUGGAGGCACUACGGAGGCACCAGCAGGAGCACACAGCAAGCAGUGAAGAGUUUCUCUGUGGUGAGUGCCAGCGUGGCUUCACAACAGCCAAGCGGCUGUUGGCUCACCAGCGAGUGCAUGUGGACGGCACAUAUGAAUGUCCCAACUGCAACAAGAUCUUCAAAAAGGCGGCAUCCCUUGAGCAGCACAUGCGCAUUCACAAAGGAGAGGCACUCUACCUCUGCGUGGACUGUGGGCUUGGCUUCUCUACCGAGAUGACCUUGAUCAUGCACCGAAAGAGCCAUACUGCCAACCCCCUACACCGCUGUCACUGUGGCAAGACUUUCAGUAAUAUGACCAAGUUCCUUUACCAUCGACGCACACAUGCUGGCAAGAGUGGGAUUCCACCUAUUCGUGGGGCAGGGGAUCAUGCACCCAGCCAGCCUCCUGAGCCAACACCAAAUGGUGGAGAGUUGGUUGUAAAUGGCUCAGUCUCUAUCCCCUCCUCCUCCCCACCAGGGACAUCAGAAGAAGUGCCCAGCGCUGGGUUCCUGUGCCCUCAGUGUGGAAAGGCAUUCUCUACUCACAUCCGGAUGGUUCGGCACAAGCGAGUAGUGCACGUUCUAGAGCGCAAGCACAAAUGCCCCACAUGUGGCAAAAAAUUCAAGAAGCUGGUGCAUGUGCGGAACCACCUGCGGACACACACCGGUGAAAGGCCAUUUCAGUGCUCAGAGUGCGGCAAGACCUUUGUUUCUCAGGCUAACUUGGCACGACACCAUGUGACGCACACUGGAGAACGCCCCUACCAGUGCCAGGUUUGUGACAAGCGUUUCACCCAGUCCUCCAACCUUCGCCAGCACCGCCUCUUGCACAUGGUACCAACCGGAGAGGGACCUCACUCAUGUGAAGACUGUGGUGUAGCCUUUUCCCGAGCCCACCAGUUGGCUCUGCACCGGACUGUGCAUACCGGGUGCUUGCCCUUUCCUUGCCCAGACUGUGACAAAUCCUUUCCACGCCGUCGUCUGCUGGAACUUCACCGGCUUACCCAUUCUGGGCAUGAGCCCCAGUGCUGCCCAGAUUGCGGGGCUCUCUUUCUGCUGCCUUCCAAGUUGCAGGAGCACCGCUGUACCAAGCGACGUGACCAGGCAACGGCACAGUCUUUCCUCUGCAUGUCUUGUGGCAAGUAUAUGGGCUCACUGGCCAAGCUUGCAGUACACCAGCUGGUACAUUCAGGUCAGUGUCCUUACCUUUGCCCACUCUGUGGGAAAGCCUUCACCACUCCCAAUGGGCUGAGCCGGCACCAACAGCGCCAUGCUGGCCUGCGCCCUCACAAGUGCUCUGUUUGUGGCAAGGCAUUCGUGGCAGCUUCUGGGCUUCAGCUGCACCAGCGCAUCCACACAGGUGAACGCCCUUUUCCCUGUCCAGACUGUGGCAAGGCUUUCCGGCAGGCUACCCACCUGCGGGAGCACAGGCGCCUUCACACUGGGGAGCGUCCCUACCGCUGUCCAGACUGUGGCAAGGCUUUUGUGCAGUCCAUGCACCUUGCUGAGCACCGGCACAUCCACACUGGGGAGCGCCCCCAUGCCUGCCCCCUCUGCCCCAAGACUUUCAAGACUCUUUCCAACCUGCGAAGUCAUCGCAAGACACAUACUGAACUGGCUGCUGGCCAGGAUGCAUGUCAAUCUGCUGGGUCUCUUGUGGCUACUGGCCAGCCCACCCAAAUUAUCAUGUGCACUGAGAUUGGAGAGACUAUUGCUAUCAUUGAGAGUGCUGAGCCCCUCCCUUUGGUGGAAACAAUAGAAAUCUAUCAGACUACCCUAGAAGGCAACAUCUAGGUUAAUACCUUUGUAUAGAAGCUGAGCAGCCCUGAUCUCUUCUUAGUUCAAAGGCCCUAUACACGUCAGGAGGCAGCUUUCUUUCUUCCAUGCAUCAGUUUAGCUUGUUUCCACCAGUGGAUCCUGCCUACCAAUCUCAGUGCUCUUAUGGAACCUGUUCACUUUGGUGGUGGGGUCUAGCUUCUAACCCCAUCUGGAGGAUUUUUUUUGGCAGGAGCUGGUGCUGUGAAACAGAGUUAGACCAUCCAUCUCUGCUACAACCUCUACAUUUAUUGUAAAUUAAAACAAAAAGUUCUGUUGUA